Molecule: messenger RNA, 919 nt
Organism: Apis laboriosa (Himalayan honeybee)
Lineage: Eukaryota; Metazoa; Arthropoda; Insecta; Hymenoptera; Apidae
Gene: Naa80
Product: N-alpha-acetyltransferase 80
Exons: 4
Coding region: 212-808 (198 amino acids)
Biological process (GO): protein acetylation
Cellular component (GO): cytoplasm
Molecular function (GO): N-acetyltransferase activity; acetyl-CoA binding
Source: RefSeq, a predicted model, not a curated record
AAUAUAUUUUUGAAUGAGGUAUAUAUUUUAUAAUAUCGCCGAGUACAAGAAGAAUUUUACAUAAUAGUGGGGAUAUGUUCAACAGAAGUAUCAUUCUUGGCUCAAGAUGAUAUUAAUCUCAGAGCUAUUUCCACGCGAGAUAUAUCCAGGUGAAGCACAGUGACUUUUAAAUUUAAUUAUCAGAUUAUUUAAUUAGAAAAAUACGAAAAAAAUGACCACUAUUGACAAGGAAUAUAAAAUAAUACCACUUCAUAAAAGACCAGAUUUAAUUCCAGAUUGUUGUACAUUACUGAAUUCUGAAUGGCCAAGAAGUGAAACUGCACGGUUAAAAUUUCUGAAUGUAUCAUGUGAUGAAUUUCCCACAUGUCUUAUAUUAGUUGACAAAGAAGAUAGAGUACUUGGUCAUUGUAAAAUAUCUUUAAUACCUAGAUUACGUCACAGUUGCUUUAUACAAUCAGUAAUAAUUGACUACCAGUGUAGAUCUCAAGGACUUGGAUCUAAAUUAUUACGUGGAGCUGAAGAACAUGUAGCAAAAAAAGGAAUUAAAAAUGUAUAUUUAAUAACUAAAGGUCAAGAAGUUUUUUACUUUAAAAAUGGUUAUAAAACCUGUGAUCCAUUUAAAGCAUCAGGAAUUAAUGAUGUUGUAUAUUCUAGUGCAGCAUUUACUAAAGCAAAACUUAAGGAGAAAAAUACACAGUGUUGUGGUCCACCACCACCUCCAAUGCCAAACUUUCAAAUGCCAAAGUUUUAUGAUUUAGGUGUUAUAACACACAGAACACACAUGGUAAAAAAAUUAUCAUUACAAUAGUAAAACAAUGAUAAACAAUUUUCUUUUUAUACAUAAGAUUUUUUAUAUAUUCCAUAUAUAUAUUAUUUAUUUAUUUAUCUUAAAGAAAAUUAUUUUUUUAAUUUUAAUUUU